AUGGCGACCAUGAUCUCGACCCAACCUCGCCAUGUUCUUACCCCUCUUUCGCCCAGGAAGAGGACCGUGUUAGGUAACGUCACCAACAUUGUUCGUGGAAUAAACGCUACUUUCGAUGGCAAAGGCUUUUCUGUAGGAAAGAAACCACUGGGUCUUUCCGCUUCUUCCGGAAAGCGGCCCUUCUACACCAUCUACGACGAAAACGCCCCUGUCAAUGCAUCCACUCAGACAAAGCGCAUGAAGUCUCUACUGUCACCCGCUUCAUGCGACGAGAACUCUGUUCCCAAAUAUGCUCUCGUCACGAAGCCUGCUGUCCCCUCCCACUCUGCUGCCCCUGUCGUCUCGAAGAAGAAGACUGUCAAUGCAUCCUCCUCCACUUCCUCCUCCUCCUCCUCUUCUUCCCUAAAGCGAAGGUCUCUAGUCCCAUCCACAACCUCUUCUACAUCUUCUACUGCUUCCUCAGGUCGUCCAGCCCUUUCUCGCAAGGAUAGCCUUGCUACCCUUUCGUCACCAUCUAAGGGUAUCAAGCGUAAGAUCCAGAAGGCUGUCAGACGUGUCGACCCACCUUCCCAACUAUCCAAAUCCGGUAAAGAUAUUGAAUCUUCUAUCAAUGGUAGACUUAUCGCCACCCCUGUUGCCAAGUCGGGUAAUACCACUGGAAAUGCAUGGCGCCCUGGCCAGUCGUUCCCCAAGGGUUGGAUGUUUGAGAUCCAUGAGGAUACACUCGAGGAGACCUUGACAAACUUGAUGUACCACGGUGCUGGUACUCUUGACAUCUCCGACGAAGAGGAUUUGAAGAAGUGUAGCGAGCUUGACCGAAUUGGAAAGGAGAACAUCCCACCUCCACCAACUGAGGAUCAGAUCGCUAUGCCACCUCCAGCCCUUCCUAGACGAGAAGAGUUUGAGAUUAUGGAUGAGGAGCGGAUCAGAAGCCCCCUCGGUGAAGCCGAUGUUGAGAUCUUCUACCCUACUCUUAAGAAGGAAAGGGAAGAAGCUGAGAAGCUAAAGAAGAUGAAGCAGGAAGAAAAGAGAAGCUGCCUGGCAUCAUCUAAAUUCGCCGUCAUUGGAAACAUCGUCGAGGACUACUUGAAGCAGCAGAAGGAUGACAUUGAUGUCCUCACUGCCGCCGCCGUCCCGUUGCCAGAGGAUGACGAAGAAGACGAAGAGAAUCUUCGCGAGGAGGCUUCACCCAAAAAGACCGAGACAGUCAAGCCUACAGUGAAUGUUCCCACGAUAUGCAUCGAGAACUGUGAUUUUGACGACACUAUCGACUCUCAGUCUCGAUCGCUAGCUGAGGACGAGCUUUUUAGCGACGAUCUCUAA
Messenger RNA from Orbilia oligospora ATCC 24927, 1323 nucleotides. RefSeq lists its product as uncharacterized. The transcript is spliced from 2 exons. The record is from RefSeq and is a predicted model, not a curated record. Lineage: Eukaryota; Fungi; Ascomycota; Orbiliomycetes; Orbiliales; Orbiliaceae. Bases 1 to 1323 code for a protein of 440 amino acids.